Messenger RNA from Cyprinodon tularosa, 2174 nucleotides. RefSeq names its product chemokine (C-C motif) receptor 6b (gene ccr6b). Gene Ontology annotation, cellular component: membrane. NCBI's taxonomy places the organism in Eukaryota, Metazoa, Chordata, Actinopteri, Cyprinodontiformes, Cyprinodontidae. Gene Ontology annotation, molecular function: G protein-coupled receptor activity. Gene Ontology annotation, biological process: G protein-coupled receptor signaling pathway; immune response. Bases 249 to 1331 code for a protein of 360 amino acids. The record is from RefSeq and is a predicted model, not a curated record. The transcript is spliced from 2 exons.
GUAGCAAGAUCAGUGAAGCAUUUCAGUCAUACAGACGCAGAGGUGGGGAAACUGUGGUUUUAGCUUCAGCUCAAUCUGCUUAGAGAUUUUUUUUUCCUCUCAGAUUUUCUUUGAUGUAAAACUGCAUUUUGACUGAAAGCUGUCUUAACCAGCAGCUGUUUCAGCACCUGGAGUAUAAUUUUUUACUUACCUUUUGAAUCAACACCCUUUGACAUCGAGGAUCAAAAUUAAUUAACAAGAUUGAAAAUAUGGAUAAUAUUACUGCAGAAGAUUAUGUCACCUGGGCAGCCAACGAUUCCGAUGAGCUCUGCAGCCUCAACCCUACGCCUGCAGAGACCCUCUCCCAAACCAGCAUCCACUCCGUCAUCUGCGCCCUCGGCCUGAUCGGCAACGUUCUGGUGAUGAUCACUUAUGGUUUCUACAAGAAGACCAAGACCAUGACAGAUGUUUAUUUGUUCAACGUGGCUGUGGCAGACCUGAUCUUUGUGGUGGCUUUGCCUCUAAUUGCAUAUAAUGAGCAGCACGAGUGGCCCAUGGGUUCUGUGGCUUGUAAGAUGCUUCGCUCAGCCUACAGCAUCAACCUGUAUAGCGGCAUGCUGCUCCUCGCCUGCAUUAGUGGGGAUCGAUACAUCGCCAUCGUGAAGGCCAGGCGCUCCUUCGGCUCUCGAUCCCAUGCUGUCACAUACAGUCGCCUGAUCUGCUCAGUAGUUUGGGUGUUUGCACUGGUUUUAACUCUACCUACAGUUAUCUACACUGAGCUCUUUGAAGAAGAGGAUCUGAUGCAGCAGACCUCCACUGUGACAUGUACCCUGUCUUUCAAAGACACAAAGACAGCAAGGCUAAUGAAGGUGAUGGUACCAAGCCUGCAGAUGGGGGUUGGUUUCCUUUUGCCUCUGUUGGUGAUGGUUUUUUGCUACUCAUGCAUCUUGUGCACCUUACUGAGAGCCAAGAAUAACCAGAGGCACAAGGCCAUCCGGGUGAUAUGGGCAGUGGUUGCGGUCUUCAUUGUGUGCCAUCUUCCCUACAACGUGGUCCUCCUGAUCCACACUAUGUCCCUUUUUACUGAGAGAAGCUGCGAGGCGGAAAAAACCAAACUCAUGAUUUUGGCCACUUUCAGGAGCAUAGCCUACCUCCACUGCUGCCUCAAUCCCAUGCUUUAUGCGUUUAUUGGAGUGAAGUUCAGGAGCCAUUUCCAGAAAAUACUGUCUGACCUUUGGUGCUUUAGUAAAAUGUACCUCUACUCUGCUCGCUCGUCACGUGGGACUUCGGAAAUUACCAAUUCAGGCCUGAAAGCCUCAGACGGUUCCAACAUGUCAUCCUUCAGUGCCUGAUAGCCACAGAGUCCUCUAGUGACCUCUCAUUUGUCCAGUACAUUUAUUUUAUUGUACCCCCAAAUGUGUUGGAUUGAAAGUUAAUUAAAUGCAGGUUAUCCUAAAAAGAUAUUACAUGUUUAAAUUAGUUCAUCCCUAGGUUCAUGCAGGAGCUUUGCUGAUCAUAUAUAAAUCCAUACCAGCAAAACCACCGAAGCCCCUUAAGUAGAUCUUAGUGGGGUAUCACUUGGAUAUUAAAAUACCAAUUGUACAUAAUUGAAACUUUUUGAGGACAGAAUGCAAUAUUAAGUGUUAAUAUUCAUAAUUUUACAUUAACCAUUUUAAGGUUUGUUCCUUUUUCCCACUGAACACAUUAAUGUUGUAACAAUAAUGGCCUUUUUGUUAGGAUCCGGACUGCCACAAUCUGCCCUAUCAGUUGUAACUCCUAUGCCUUUAAACGGGAUUAACCUACUGAAAUAUAUAACAGGCUAUAUGUGCAAACAUAUAGUAGAUAACUAACUUUAAUGUAAUAACACACAAGAAAACAACAACAAGCAACAAUUACUAUUGUGUCUCAUAUUUAUCAACAUUCGCUCUUUGGGCUUGAUUCAAAUUCCAAAAAUAAGUGAAGGGCUACUCUUAACCUUUCACCAUGUUAAGCAGCAGCACCUAGAUCCCAAAGUGGAAUAUGGUUUAUGUCAGUUGGGAACCGGCUUAUAUCAGUUACAGUAGAAUGUGGUUUAUACCAGUUCUUAACCGACAUAUGCUAGUUGCUAACCAGCAUAUGCCAGUUGGAAACUGGAAACUGUUUUAAGCCAGUUGGAAAAGGGUUUAUGCCAGUUGGGAACCGGCUUAUGCCAGUUG